UGGCGGCGGUGCGCGCGUGGCAGAUGGAGGCGGUGCUGGCGGAGGCGCUGCUCUCGCAGAGCCGCGACCCCCGGGCCCUGUUGGCGGCCCUGUGCCGCGGGGAGGCGUCCGCGGAGCGCGUGGAGACGCUGCGCUUCCUCCUGCAGCGGCUGGAGGACGAGGCGGCGCGCGGCGGCGGGGGCGCAGGCGCGCUCCCGGAGGCGGCGCGCGAGGUGGCCGCGGGGUACCUCGUGCCGCUGCUGCGGUGCUGGCGCGGGCCUGGCGUGGCGACCCGCGGCGGCCGGACCCCGGGCUGCCGCGCGCGCCGCCUCCGCGCGCGGUGCUGAGGCGCGGGCGCGGCCCUGCGCUCGUGCGCCCGCCUGGCCGGCCCGCAGCUGGCGGCCUCGCUGGCCGAGGAGGCGCUGCGUGACCUGCUCGCCGCGGGGCGCGCGCCGGGCGCCGAGGCGGCCGUGGAGGUGCUGGCGGCCGUCGGGCCCUGCCUGCGGCCCCGCGAGGACGCGCCGCUGCUCGAGCGGGUGGCGCAGGCUGCCGUCGCCCUGGUGCUGUGCGGGGACGGGGAUGAGGCCGGGCCCGCCGAGGACGCGGUGGCGCUGGUGGCCGCGCGGCUGCUGCCCGCGCUGGGCCAGUGCGGCGGGGCGGCGCUGCGGGCCGUGUGGGGAGGGCUGGCCUCGCCGGGGGCGCCCUGGGCGCCGGGCCGCGUCGGGCUGAAGCUGCUGGUCCUGAGCGCCCUGGCGGAGAAGCUGCUGCCCGAGCCCGGCGCGGACCGCGCCCCCCGCGCGCUGGAGGCGGGCCCCGACGCCCGGCGAUGCUGGCGCUUCUGGAGGACCGUGCAGGCGGGGCUGGGCCAGGCCGAGGACGCCCUGACGCGCAAGCGAGCCCGCUACCUGCUGCAGAGGGCGGUGGAGGUGUCGGCGGAGCUGGGGUCCGACUGCACCUGCGGCCCCCAGGAAGGAAACGGCCCAAGUCUGUUUUGGUGGUCUGAGAAGAAGAAAGAUGAACUUCUAAAAUUUUGGGAAAAUUAUAUCUUAAUUAUGGAAACUCUAGAAGGAAAUCAGAUACAUGUCAUAAAGCCAGUCUUACCAAAGCUGAACAAUCUGUUUGAAUAUGCAGUGUCAGAGGAAAAUGGAUGUUGGCUCUUUCAUCCAUCCUGGCAUAUGUGUAUUUAUAAAAGAAUGUUUGAAAGUGAAAAUAAAAUCCUGACCAAAGAAGGUGUUAUCCAUUUUUUGGAGCUGUAUGAAACGAAGUUCCUUCCAUUUUCACUAGAAUUUUCUGAGUUUAUUAUUGGACCAUUAAUGGAUGCACUUUCAGAGUGCUCUCUGUAUAGCAGGUCCCCAGGACAGCUGAUAGGAAGUGGUUCUCCAUUGGGAUUGAAAUUACAGAAGUUUUUAGUCACUUAUAUUUCUCUUCUUCCGGAAGACAUAAAGAGUAGUUUCCUGUUAAAGUUUAUUAAGAAGAUGACAAGUAGAAAUUGGUGUGCUAUUCCCAUUUUGUUUUUAUCAAAGGCUUUGGCAAAUGUCCCAAGAUCUAAGGUCCUGGGUAUAGAAGGGCUUCUUGCUCUCAGGGAUGUUAUUCACUGCACAAUGAUCACACAUCAGAUUCUAUUGAGAGGGGCAGCUCAAUGCUAUCUUCUUCAAACAGCUAUGAAUUUGCUGGAUGUGGAGAAGGUGUCACUUUCCGAUGUCUCAACUUUUCUCAUGUCUCUGAGACAAGAAGAAUCCUUAGGACGAGGAACUUCACUGUGGACAGAGCUCUGUGACUGGUUGGGCGUUAAUGAAAGCUGUUUUAAGCAAUGCCCAACUUGUCGUCCCAUUGGACUUCAUGAGACAUCUUUGAAUGCUUAUGUGAAGACCCUAGUUCAAGAGUAUGUUAAGUCGCCUUCUUGGGAAACAGGAGAAAGCUGCUUGAUGCCGGAUUGGUUCGAAGCCAAGCUAGUUGCUCUGAUGAUCUUGCUGGCUGUGGAUGUGGAAGGAAUGAAGACUCAAUAUGGUGAAAAACGGAGAGCAGAGAAUAUAUUGAGGAUAUUCUUAGAUCCUCUUCUGGAUGCCCUUAUGAAGUUUGGUACAAAUGCCUACAUGCCCUUGCUGAAAACUGACAGAUGCCUCCAGUUGCUGUUGAAGUUGUUGCACACUUCCAUGUUGAAAGGUUCCAGUACCCAAGAUGAUGAGUGUUUACUGUCUUCGAACUUUGUCAUGUCUAUACGAGAUGGUUUCUGAUUUAUUCUCAGGAGAUUCACUAUGAAUGAGCUAAGUAGUAUUUCAGAUCUGGACCGCUGCCAUUUGUACCUGACGGUGUUAACUGAGCUUAUAAAUCUCCAUUUGAAGGUUGGGUGGAAAAGAGGUAACCCCAUUUGGAGAGUUAUUUCUCUGUUGAAAAAUGCAUCUAUUCGGCAUCUUCAAGAGAUGGACAGUGGACAGGAGCCAACUCUGGGGAGUCAGAUUCAGAGAGUGGUCAGCAUGGCUGCCUUGGCCAUGGUGUGUGAGGCCAUUGACCAGAAGCCUGAACUACAGCUGGAUUCUCUCAACGCCGGCCCCAUGGAGAAGUUCCUUUCCUCUCUCCAGCUCAAUCAGACGCUGCAGAAGCCUCAGAUAGAGGAGCAGAGCAGGUUUUUUGAAGAAUCAUCAUCUUCCCAAGGAUGGGGGAAAAUAGUUGCACAGUAUAUCCAUGAUCAGUGGGUGUGCCUCUCCUUCCUGUUGAAAAAAUACCACACCCUGAUACCAGCCACAGAGAGUGAAAUUCUGGAACCCUUUCUGCCUGCUGUUCAAAUGCCAGUAAGAACUUUGCAGUCUGCACUAGAAGCCCUUACAAUUCUCCCUUCUGAUCAAGUUCUGCCAGUGUUCCAUUGCAUGAAAAUUUUGGUUCCCAAGCUUUUGAACUCCUCUGAAUCACUCUGCAUAGAGUCUUUUGACAUGGCUUGGAAAAUUAUAUCAUCUUUAAGCAACACUCAGCUGAUAUUCUGGCCUAAUUUAAAAGCUUUUGUUCAGUUUGUUUUUGAUAACAGAGUUCUCACCAUUGCUGCAAAAAUCAAGGGCCAGGCAUAUUUCAAAAUAAAAGAGAUUAUGUACAAGAUAAUUGAAAUGUCUGCUGUAAAAAGUGGAGUCUUCAAUACACUGAUAAGUUACUGCUGCCAAUCUUGGAUAGUGUCUGCUUCAAAUGUGUCCCAAGGGUCUUUAUCAAGUGCUAAAAAUUAUAGCGAACUUAUCCUUGAGGCUUGUAUAUUUGGAACUGUGUUUAGGCGUGAUCAAAGACUCAUUCAGGAUGUACAGACCUUCAUAGAAAAUCUUGGACGUGACUGUGCAGCAAAUGCCGUUUUGGAAAAUACUAAAAGAGAAGACCAUUAUGUGAGAAUUUGUGCUAUCAAAUUUCUGUGUUUAUUAGAUGGCUCAAAUAUGUCCCAUAAGUUGUUUAUGGAGGAUCUUGCAAUCAAGCUAUUAGAUAAAGAUGAAUUGGUGUCCAAGUCCAAAAUUAGCUACUAUGUGAAUUCUCUACAACACAGAGUGAAAAACCGAAUAUGGCAGACUCUGCUUGUACUUUUCCCCAGAUUUGAUCAGAACUUUGUGACUGGAAUUAUUGACAGGAUUUUCCAGGCUGGUUUCAUCAAUAAUCAAGCAUCUGUAAAAUAUUUUAUAGAAUGGAUUAUUAUAUUGAUUCUUCAUAAAUUCCCUCAAUUUCUUCCAAAGUUCUGGGAUUGUUUUUCUUAUGGCGAAGAAAACCUUAAAACAAGUAUUUGUACUUUUUUAUCAGUUUUGUCACAUUUGGACAUCAUUACUGAAAAUAUUCCAGAAAAGAAACUAAUUCUGAAGCGAGCACUUGUUAUUGUACUGCAGUGGUGUUUCAAUCACAAUUUCAGUGUUCGACUGUAUGCUUUAGUUGCUCUUAAGAAAAUCUGGAACAUUUGUAAAACAUUACGCAUUGAAGAAUUUGAUGCCUUGACUUCUGUUAUUGAAUCCAGUCUCCAUCAAGUGGAGAGCAUGCACGGAGCAGGAGAGAUUCAGAUUCAUUUACAUAUGGGGUUGUUUUCUUUGUCCCUCCCAGGUUCUGACUCGGUGGAAGCAGAUAGCCAGUCGGAGUGGAGCAACAUUCAGAGGAAGGUCAUCCCCUGGAAGAACAAGGAUCCAGAGUCAGACCUGGAGCUCAUGUUUCAGGAUCGUGCUGCCAAACUUGGAAAGUCGAUUAAUAGAUUGAUUGUAGUGGCCUCACUCAUUGAUAAACCAACCAAUUUAGGAGGACUGUGCAGGACCUGUGAGAUAUUUGGGGCCUCCGUGCUCGUUGUUGGCAAUCUUCAGUGUGUCAAGGACAGACAGUUUCAGCACCUCAGUGUCUCGGCAGAACAGUGGCUUCCUUUAGAGGAGGUAAAACCACCUCAGCUAACUGAUUAUCUGCAACAGAAAAAAACAGAAGGUUAUACCAUCAUUGGAGUGGAACAGACUGCCAAAAGUGUAGACCUAACCCAGUAUUGCUUUCCUGAGAAAUCUCUACUGUUGUUGGGAAAUGAACGUGAAGGAAUUCCACCAGAUCUGAUCCAGCAGCUGGAUGUUUGCGUGGAAAUUCCUCAACAGGGCAUCAUCCGCUCGCUGAACGUCCACGUGAGCGGGGCUCUGCUGGUCUGGGAGUACACCAGACAACAGCUGCUCGGGCGUGGGGAGACCACGUCACGAAGUCUGUGCCUUAUCUGAGCUCAACUGCCAGUGCUGUGGAAACGUUUUUUUAAAAAAAAACUGUUUGGAUUCAUGAAAUAGAUUCUGAAAUUUACUAGGAUAAUUUACGUUUCUUUUUUUCUUGCAAUUUAAUGCCAAAAGUCUUUCAUGUGCCUUAAAUCCAUUAGUAUAUAUUGUCCCCUUUAAUAAACACUUUGAACUAAAA
Microcebus murinus (gray mouse lemur) is the source of this 4860-nucleotide messenger RNA. NCBI's taxonomy places the organism in Eukaryota, Metazoa, Chordata, Mammalia, Primates, Cheirogaleidae. The record is from RefSeq and is a predicted model, not a curated record.